Messenger RNA from Mya arenaria, 3070 nucleotides. Its product is annotated as phospholipase A and acyltransferase 3-like. Gene Ontology annotation, molecular function: glycerophospholipid phospholipase A1 activity; A2-type glycerophospholipase activity. The record is from RefSeq and is a predicted model, not a curated record. Gene Ontology annotation, biological process: N-acylphosphatidylethanolamine metabolic process. The transcript is spliced from 5 exons. Lineage: Eukaryota; Metazoa; Mollusca; Bivalvia; Myida; Myidae. The coding region runs from base 178 to 735 and encodes 185 amino acids. Gene Ontology annotation, cellular component: cytoplasm.
GUCAUGAGUCACGUGAUAUUGUGACAUGUCAACAAAAGAAACCGAAAGUUGAAUAGCCUGGUGUCUAACAUUUGCAGCCUAGAUGCUUACCUUUGCAGCCUGGUUACUUUACGGAUUGUAACGAAUGAACCAAGAGCUUAUUGACAGCAAAACACAAGACUCGGGAAAAAAUCAGAAAUGGCUGUAGCUCUUCAAAAGCAUAAUGCAACCACACUGGAGGAGCUGCACCCUGGAGAUUUAGUGGAGUUUGAUCGAGGGAUGUAUUCCCACUGGGCAGUUUAUAAAGGCAAAGGUCGAAUUAUUCACUUGGCUGGUGACGAAAAUGAUGGCUUAAACGCGAAUCUCAAUUCUGGAAAUAUUUUUACAAUAUGUGGAAGGCGUUUUAACAAAGCGUUUGUGAGAGAGGAUGACUUCUGGGAGGUUACCGGGGACUCGAAAGCGUAUAAAAAUAAUAAAAGGGAUCAAAAGAUGACACCUCGCGAUGGAAAAGAAAUUGUGAAAAAAGCUAUGGAGAUGAUUGGAGAGAUCGGUUACAAUCUGUUGUGGGGAAAUUGCGAACAUUUCGCAAAAUUUUGCAGAUACGGCAAGUCGAAGAGUGACCAGGUGGAUAGUUUCCUUACCAUGGCCAGUGUGGGCGUUGCCUUGGCUGCUGUGGCCGGCUAUGUUCUACCAAAACUCCUCGGCUCUGGUGAAGAAGAAAAAGAAAAGAAGAAGAAAGAAUCUGCGUAUCAGUGAUAGCUUUGAGCUCAAGAACUGUGAUAGUUAUAAGAGUUAUUAUGGAUAAAUAUCGAUAAAAAUAAACAUUUAUCCUUUCUCUAAUUUUGUUGAGAAUAUUUUUUCUUUGUUUUUGUGUGUCUCUUGAUAAAAGACACUUGUUUGAAACCUAACUUAACGCAUGAAUUAUUCACAUAAGUAUUUGUGGUUGUUGCUGUUCCACAGUCAUCAAAAUGACUCAAUUUUAAUUAAAGAAAUUUUGAAAGCAUGCUUCAACAUACUCAAGAUACAACUUACUCAAGAUAUAUCGGGAAAAUGUGCUGGAAUGACUUUGUAAAACAUACCAUAUAUUGUUAGUUGAUACUUUUUACAUUCUAUAUACAUUUAAUCAUAUGUGUUGUGUUGUCUGUGUAGUUUAUUGACCGGUAAAUGCGCACAAUAUAGGUUCAUGCAAAAAAAAUGUUUCUUUUUAACUUUAAUGCAUUGUCAUGUUUAACUCAUUAAACUUAAAUGAUAAAAACUAAAAAGUAAAUGAUUUGGGUAUAGAUGGAAAAUAUAAGCCUUUAUAAAUGGAUGUUUUGAAUUAUUAGCUACAUAGCUACAAAUUCCCCUGUUAAAAAGCGGCAAAAUAUUGCUAAUAUCUUUUUUACUUGAACUAAAUAUUAUGCUUUUUUGUUUUGAUCAUUAUAAAAUCUAAAAAGUUAAACACGAUAAUGCAUUGAAAUAGUUUGCUUCAACAUGCAGUGAGCGCCUUUAAACAUGCGUAUUGUUAAAGUGACACUCUUAUUCAAAAUUAAUACAUACACAUGUAUAACAAGCAUGCAAUUUGAGUGAUUAAUCUUAAACUUCUAACUAAAUAAUGUUUUAAUGGGAAAUAUUAAUUACUGCUGAAACGAUUGAAACCGUGUAUUUAAUACCUGAACUCGCAAAAAUAUUAAAUGAUUGGUGAGUGCUAAAAGUUUUACUGUGAUCAACUCUCAUAUCAUAAGCUAGAAAUACCGUGUUUUAUGCUCCUUUAUUUCAAAUUAAACUCGGUAUCCUUCAGAAGAAUCAUUGUUUUUGACAUUUAUUCAUCCGUUUUUGGUAUAUUAAAACUAUUGUAUUAAUUUGGUAAAUCUUAUUUUGGAGUAAGAGUGCAUCUUUGAAAAUGUGAUGUUUAUUGUUGCUUUUUUGUGGUAGGAGUUAACUGUUAAAUGUUAUAACGUUGUAAUCAUUUUUGAUCCAAUCGGAUGACAGUAUAUUAAGUAUAUCUUAUAUGUAACACUUAGUGAAGAUUAUAUUUAAGAUUUAAAAUUUAACAGGUUUUUCAUUUUUUUUUAAAUAUACAAUAUUGGAUCACAAGCAGAAAUAACAGUUUAUUGAAAACAUGUACCUCAAAAUGUAAAUGUUUUUUUUUAAUUCAAUAAGUCAUUCCAAAUUUUAAUUUAUAAAAUGUUGGACUACAAGAAGAAAAGCCAGUUUAUUGAACUCGCGUACCUUAAGAAUGUUAUUAUUUAAGUUUGAUUUUCAAUUUAAUAAGUUAUUCCAAAUUUUUACGUUUUUCAAUGAUGGAUCACAAGCAGAAAAGCCAGUUUAUUUAACUCAUGUACCUUAAAGAAUGUUAUUAUUUAAGUUUGAUUUUCAAUUUAAUAAGUUAUUCCAAAUUUUGAGAUUAUAAAAUGUUGGAUUACAAGAAAAUAACCAGUUUAUUUAACUCAUGUACCAAUGAAUGUGGUUAUUUAAGUUUGUUUUUCAAUCCAAAUUUUUAAGAUUAUACAAUAUUGAAACAAACGCAGAAAUACUAGUAAAUAAAACUCAUGUACCUAAAGAAUGCGUUUAUUUAAGUAUGUUUUUUUGUUUGUAACGAUAGAAAAUGUCAUUAUAUAGUAACCAAGGGUCUUUGAAAACAUGCUGGAACAUAUGCACUCUGUGAUAAAUGCCUUUAAAAUCACAAUGCACUCUGUGGGUGAGUGCCUUUAACAUUAUCAAUUACUAAGAUUUAACUAAUGUGAUGUAAUGGCUUAGCAAUAGAUAUGGCAUAUUGUAAAUGUAUUUAUCAUUCUACAAGGAAUAUAUUAUAUGCUUAUGUUUCUUGUGUUGUUGUUCGAGUGACUAUGUUAUCAAAUGUGAUAUUUAUUGUUUUUGUUUUGUUGUGAUAGAAACUGUGAUGUAAAUGAUAAAAAUAUGACAGUAUUUUUUCAAAAUGUUUGAUGUUAAAUUUUCAUUUUGAUCGAUGACCGAUCGAUCGAUUUGCCUGUAUUAUAGGUUGAAUCGUCAACAUGUUGGUUGUUCAUACUGAAGGUUUAUAUUUAUAGUGUAUACAUGUAACUUUUUAAUGUCAUUUAUGAGUAUCAUUAAACCAGACAGUUAAAAUGAA